This is a messenger RNA of Suhomyces tanzawaensis NRRL Y-17324, 576 nucleotides long. It is a transcript of the gene CDC42, whose product is annotated as Rho family GTPase. Gene Ontology annotation, biological process: small GTPase-mediated signal transduction. The transcript has a single exon. The record is from RefSeq and is a predicted model, not a curated record. NCBI's taxonomy places the organism in Eukaryota, Fungi, Ascomycota, Pichiomycetes, Serinales, Debaryomycetaceae. Bases 1 to 576 code for a protein of 191 amino acids. Gene Ontology annotation, molecular function: GTP binding; GTPase activity.
AUGCAAACCAUAAAGUGUGUCGUUGUGGGUGAUGGUGCCGUUGGUAAGACAUGUUUAUUAAUCUCGUACACAACCAGUAAAUUUCCUGCCGAUUACGUUCCAACAGUCUUUGACAACUAUGCAGUGACAGUCAUGAUCGGCGACGAGCCUUUCACCUUGGGAUUAUUCGAUACUGCAGGACAAGAAGAUUAUGAUCGGUUGAGACCUUUAUCAUACCCAUCAACAGAUGUGUUCUUGGUAUGUUUCUCGGUGAUCGCCCCUGCAUCCUUUGAAAACGUCAAGGAAAAGUGGUUCCCCGAAGUCCACCAUCACUGCCCCGGUGUUCCGUGCUUGAUUGUUGGUACUCAGACCGAUUUGAGAAAUGAUGAAGUUAUCUUGCAAAGAUUACAGAGACAAAAGUUAUCUCCUAUUACCAACGAGAUGGGUGAGCGCUUGGCAAAGGAGUUACGUGCGGUUAAAUAUGUCGAGUGUUCCGCUUUGACCCAAAGAGGAUUGAAGACCGUCUUCGAUGAAGCCAUUGUGGCUGCUUUAGAACCUCCUGUGGUUAGAAAGAACAAAAAAUGUACCAUUUUGUGA